Molecule: messenger RNA, 1290 nt
Organism: Dipodomys ordii (Ord's kangaroo rat)
Lineage: Eukaryota; Metazoa; Chordata; Mammalia; Rodentia; Heteromyidae
Gene: Sac3d1
Product: SAC3 domain containing 1
Biological process (GO): spindle assembly; centrosome duplication
Cellular component (GO): nucleus; spindle; centrosome
Source: RefSeq, a predicted model, not a curated record
UGAGCCACUCUACAACUCCAAGACCCUACGGGGUACUCGUACCUCGGAGCGCCGCGCACUAACGGAGACACGGAUGGAGGCUGAGCGCGCGGAGCCCAGCUGCCAACGUCGGCCGCGGCGCAGUGCAUCUCGGGAGCUCUACAGGACCCGCCCACACAUGCUCGACUGCGAGCCCCGGGUGGGCAUGUGCCAGGACAUGUGCCCGGCCGCCGAGCGCGCCCGGCGGGAAAGCUUCGAGAUGGCGCCGGGGCGCCGCGGGGAACCGCCCCGCGCCGAUCCGCAGCGCGCAGUGAAGGAGUACAGCCGCCCGGCCGCGGGCAAGCCCCGGCCCCCGCCCAGCCAGCUGCGCCCGCCCUCCGUGCUGCUGGCCACCGUGCGCUACCUGGCCGGCGAGGUGGCCGGGAGCGCCGACGCCCCCCGCGCCGAGGUGGCGGGCUUCGUGGCCGACCGCUUGCGCGCGGUGCGGUUGGACCUGACCCUGCAGGACGCGGGCGACGCCGAGGCCGCGGCGGUGCUGGAGGCCGCGCUGGCCACGCUGCUGGCCGUGGUGGCGCGGCUCGGGCCGGAGGAGGCGCGCGGACACGCGGACCCGGUGCUGCUGCAGACGCAGGUGCAGGAGGGCUUCGGGUCGCUGCGGCGCUGCUACGAGCGGGGCGCGGGCACGCACCCCCGCCAGGCCGCCUUCCAAGCUCUCUUCCUGCUCUAUAACCUGGGUUCCACGGAGGCUCUGCGUGAGGUUCUGCAGCUGCCCGCCUCCCUGCGCGCCUGCGCGCCCCUGCGCAGGGCCCUGGCAGUUGACGCUGCCUUCCGCGAGGGCAACGCCGCCCGCCUGUUUCGCCUGCUGCGAACUCUGCCCUACCUGCAGAGCUGCGCGGUGCAGGGCCACGUGGGCCGCGCCCGCCGAGAAGCCCUGGCCCGCUUUGCUCGUGCCUUAAGCACCCCCAAAGGGCAGGCAUUGCCACUGGACUUCAUGGUCCACCUGCUGGCCUUGGAUGGUGCUCACGAAGCCCGGGACCUGUGCCAGGCCCAUGGACUGCCCUUAGACGGAGAAGAAAGAGUUGUGUUCCUGAGAGGCCGCUAUGCCGAGGAAGGGCUGCCUCCGGCCGGUACCUGCCAGGUGUUAGUGGAGAGCAAGCUCAGAGGACGCACCCUGGAGGAUGUGGUCAUGGCAGAGGAGGAGGAGGCUGUGCACAGACCCGGGCCCCCCACGUGAGGGGCCGUGCAGUCUCUCACAGCCUUCGUGUUUCCUUGUUAUUCCCACAUAAUAAAAUGAACUGUUUUUAUAAGGUU